AUGCAAGAGGACGAGAGGAGUGAAGUAAUAGAGAGGUCUGAGUCAAAGCUGCUUCCAUCGAUUCCAUCAAUAUACUCUGCACCAUACCCUCCAUACCUGUCCGCAUUCUCCUCAAGAUUCCACACCCCACCUCCUCCUUUGCCUGGUUUUCCUCCACAUUUCCCAUUAUCUCCAACCUCUUACUAUCCUUCAUCUCCGAAAGUUCCAAACACAUGGAAAAUAAUACGAAUUUGUGGAGUCGAAGACAUCAAGAGUACAGAAUGGGCGGAUGGAAUCGAGACCGAAGCAAUAGACGAUAAGAAAGCAAUCGAGCAUCCCGAAAAUCUAUGGAGCGAGCGACGACAGAACUUCGCACCCGGAGAUGGAGAAUGGAUUCCGAUGGCUUGGAUCCCUAAGCCUAUUGGAGAUAUUGAUGUGUCAACAAUUCCAGACACCGGGCCACACAAUAUUUUUCAUUCUUUUACCCAUUCGCAUUUUUCUCAAUAUUCUUCUUCCUAUUUGUUUUCCUCUUACUCCAAUCUGAACCCCCAGAAUCAAAAACUCCACAUCUCGCAAUCCUGGAAGGGUACAACAGGAGAAAAUUCAAACGGUUUCGGAUAUCGUGGAAGAGUAUUGGGUCAGAGUAGAUUGCCUGGAAUGAUGAGUGAGCUAGGUGCCUAUCUGCAGAACGAGAGGGUGGAUAAUGGAAAUUGGGGGAGCAGAACAGACACGAGAGAAAGAAUGAGGGAGAGGGGGAUGAGAUGGGAGCGAGGGGCAGGGAGAGAAAUUCAGACUUAA
Messenger RNA from Botrytis byssoidea, 777 nucleotides. RefSeq lists its product as uncharacterized. The record is from RefSeq and is a predicted model, not a curated record. The transcript has a single exon. The coding region runs from base 1 to 777 and encodes 258 amino acids. Lineage: Eukaryota; Fungi; Ascomycota; Leotiomycetes; Helotiales; Sclerotiniaceae.